This is a messenger RNA of Sclerotinia sclerotiorum 1980 UF-70, 1134 nucleotides long. RefSeq lists its product as hypothetical. The transcript is spliced from 2 exons. Bases 1 to 1134 code for a protein of 377 amino acids. The record is from RefSeq and is a predicted model, not a curated record. Lineage: Eukaryota; Fungi; Ascomycota; Leotiomycetes; Helotiales; Sclerotiniaceae.
AUGUUCUCAAAAACUAUCCUCAUCUCUUUGCUGGUGGCUCUAGUAGAAGCUCGUUUCGGCCAAGAACAAGGAAACGGAGCAAUCGCCGCCAUCACCGCCUUGAGUGACUUCGGCAACCCAGGAGCCGCAGCAACCCUCGGAGGACAAUCCAUCCAAUUCCUCCUCGGCGCCGCCAACCCCUGCGGAAAACUAACCCAAGCCGACACCAUCGUCGCCCAACUCGGCAACAACUCCCAAGUGAUUUCCGCAGCUCGUGGUCUCGUCGCCGCCGAACAAAAUUUCAACCCUUUCGUUGUUUCUGUCCCGAAUAUUUGUUCCGAUCCCACUUUACCCACUACGGCUGCUCUACGCGGUGUAGUUCCACUUAUUGAUCCGUCUGUUGUGGGAAGCGAAACGGAAAAUGCAAAUAGUGCAAAGAGUACCACGACGCCUUUUGCGGCUGAUGGUCUUAGUGUUGCCGAUGUGAUGGUUGCGCAGGGUUUCUCGAAUUUUACUACUACGGAUGCGGCGGGGAAUAAGGGAACUCUAUCUGGUUUGUCGGCUGCGGCGGGAAGUGUAUCAGCCUCGGGUUCUACGCCCAGUGCUCCUUCAUCAGGCGUUUCUAGUGUGGCUGUAGCUGCUGUAGCUGCGGCUUCAAGUGGAAUUGCUUGUGGAGGUACUACUCUCAUCACUGUUACAAUGGCUGCUUCAUCCGCCACCGCAGCAUCCACAUCCAUAAGCAGCUCCUCUUCGAGCUCAACCACCUCCACAAACGACAAUACCACCGUCCAAGCCUCCAGCAUAUCCGGCCUCUCAUUCGGCCUGUGCGUCCCCACCAUGAAAUUCGAAGCCGGACUAAACGGCCGCAAAGACACAGAAUUUACCUUCCAAGCCAUUGAUCCCCUGGUCAAUAAAGGACAACAAGAAGCACUUAAUCCUAACAUCAUCACGAAUCGUAUCUGUGAUCAGCUGACUAAUGUGUGUAAUGCGAAUGAGGCUGCGAAGACGGCGUGUGCGCAGGCUAAGGCGAUGAUUAGUGCUGCUGGGACGAAGGAUGUGAGUACGGCGAAUGCGUGGAAUACUGCGCUUGGGUUUGAGGGCGCCGAUACGAAUCCAGAUGGGGCGCCGAAGGCGGGACUUGUUGGUCACUCUUGA